Molecule: messenger RNA, 2014 nt
Organism: Beta vulgaris subsp. vulgaris (sugar beet)
Lineage: Eukaryota; Viridiplantae; Streptophyta; Magnoliopsida; Caryophyllales; Amaranthaceae
Product: protein PAM71-homolog, chloroplastic
Exons: 10
Coding region: 273-1358 (361 amino acids)
Biological process (GO): Golgi calcium ion homeostasis; calcium ion transmembrane transport; manganese ion transmembrane transport
Cellular component (GO): chloroplast; Golgi apparatus
Molecular function (GO): calcium ion transmembrane transporter activity; manganese ion transmembrane transporter activity
Source: RefSeq, a predicted model, not a curated record
AGCACUUUCUUGAUGCUCUAUCUCUCAAAUAUACAUGUGGCAAGCACAAGCACACUUUCUCUUCUUCAGGAGUCAAUCCCAAAAACAAACCAGUGACAGUGUGUAGUAGAGCAAGCUUUUGACCACCAUCAUCAUCAUCAUUAUCAUCAUCAUCAUCAAUUCAUGAACCAAAACCCAAUUUCUAUCUGCUUUUGUUACUCAUAAUGAAGAAUUAAUUGGUGAAGCAAAAGGUUGGGUGAAGAUAAAUUACACAAACAAUUGAAUUGAAAAAGAUGGUAGUGAAGGAGCAAUUUUUGGGUAAAAUUCCUUCAAACCCAGAAAAUUCUGUGUUUGGUGGAAGAUUAAUUCCAUUGUUAGCUGUCCCAUCUUCUAUCCGCUCAAAUCCCAUUUUACCCAGACGCGAAUUCUCUCUCUCAUUAAGACUUAAGGAAACAAGGAAGUUCAAAUCAGUCUUCCGGCAAGUCCGAACCCAGGCUUCAAAUGUCGGUGUUGGACCAAGCAACUAUGAUGGAAGAGAGGAGUUCGACAGUCAGAAUAUAUAUCCAAAUGGCUCAUCAAGUGAAAGUUCCUCUCAGAUUGAGAAGCGUCCAAAUCGAAUUUCUUAUCCUUUUUCUAUAGCUAUGGUGCUAUUUGGGUGUGCUUUAGCAUUUUGCCUCAUUAUGUUCACGAAAGGAGGGCCUUCAUCAAUAUUGGCGGCAAUUGCGAAGACUGGAUUUACUGCUGCAUUCACAUUGAUAUUAGUCUCAGAAAUAGGGGAUAAGACAUUUUUUAUUGCUGCUCUCCUGGCCAUGCAGUAUAAGAAAGGGCUGGUUUUGUUGGGAUCUAUGGGUGCCCUUGCACUGAUGAGUAUUCUCUCUGUCAUAAUAGGACGGAUUUUUCAGUCAGUACCUGCUCAAUUUCAGACUACUCUUCCAAUAGGAGAAUAUGCUGCUGUGACUCUACUACUAUUCUUCGGUUUGAAGUCAAUAAAGGAUGCAUGGGACCUUCCGACAGAUGACACCAAGGACGAAAAUAAGGAUGGCUCUGAACUUGGUGAAUUUACUGAAGCUGAGGAGCUUGUGAAGGAGAAGGCUUCGAAACGAUUAUCAAACCCUCUUGAAAUUGUGUGGAAGUCAUUCAGCCUUGUGUUCUUUGCAGAAUGGGGUGAUCGCUCAAUGCUUGCAACCAUUGCCCUUGGUGCUGCCCAGUCUCCCUGGGGUGUCGCAAGUGGAGCCAUUAUGGGACACCUAGUUGCCACGUCUAUUGCAGUUCUUGGAGGAGCAUUUCUUGCCAAGUACAUUUCUGAAAAACUGGUUGGCUACUUGGGAGGGGUUCUGUUUCUUCUUUUUGCUGUUGCUACAUUCUUUGGAUACUUCUAGUUCCUGAUGCCAAAGCAAUGCCGAAAAAUAGAAGGAAAUUUCACCUUUGAUUUUCUGUUCAAUAUACUACUCUUCCUCAGAGAUCUUUAGAAGAUUUAUUUUCCAAAUCAGGAACUCCUCUCUACUGACACAUUAGUUGGAUCGUGCAAGCCGAGACUAUUAGCUUAAUUUAACGAGUCCGGAUUCUCUAGAGUUUUAGUAAAACUCUACAAGGUAGAGUUGUAUCUGAGCCAUACAUUUUAAAAUCAAAGGCUUAUAUUGGUGGAAUGAAAAGAUUUAGGAGUGGAUUUUGAUGAGAUAAAAUAGGAGUGAUUUUGGAAAGAGAAUAUAUGGGCCAUUGAUUUUUUAUUCAAUGGUUGAUAUUGCUCAAACUCUACCUUGUAGAGUUAUUUUACAACUCUAGAGGAUCCAAACACUAACUUAAUGACCAGCUCGGGAAUGUUCAUACGACAUACGAACAUUCCCAAAUAGUGAGUGAACAUCUUUGGUAGGAAAUUGACAAACGCAGGUGACAAAAUAAAUGAAGUGAAAUCUGUUAAUGGUAGGUAUCUCUUGUUAAUAAAACAUGAUUUUGUACCAUCCUAUCCCUCUCUACAGAUGGCAUUUUAUUUCGACAUUGAACUUGCCUCAGCAAUUAUUUAUUACUGUGUUCAUAA